Molecule: messenger RNA, 1610 nt
Organism: Gadus chalcogrammus (walleye pollock)
Lineage: Eukaryota; Metazoa; Chordata; Actinopteri; Gadiformes; Gadidae
Gene: iba57
Product: iron-sulfur cluster assembly factor IBA57
Exons: 3
Coding region: 198-1298 (366 amino acids)
Cellular component (GO): mitochondrial matrix
Molecular function (GO): protein binding
Source: RefSeq, a predicted model, not a curated record
CCCUCUGAGUCACGUGGCCUAAUGUUAUCGUGCGGUGCCUUCUGGGAGUCAAAAUGGCGCGCCCCGUUGAAGAAGUCAUCCGCUGUGCCCUAUCUGAUGUAACCGCGUCGCCUCAACGGUAAUGCGGUUUGAGAACACAUCAGAAUAAUAACAAUAUAAGCUUAGUUCUCGCUUUCUAAACACACACACAGCCCAAUAUGGGCACGUUGUUCCGGGCCAGAGCGGCGCUGAGACCCAGAGGGUUCCCCGGUGUUCUGCUCCGUCCUUCACCGAGUGACGCAGAUCCACACCGGUGUGCGGUCCUCACCCCUGUCCCCAAAGCAGCCCUGCUCCCUAAGAGGGGUCACGGCAGUCAUGUCGCGGACGGAGCGAGGGAUCAGUUGAACUACGUAUGUUACAGCCUCCCUCACAGGACUCUGUUGAGACUGGAGGGACAGGACACCAGCUCCUUCCUCCAGGGGAUCAUCACCAACGACACCGGGCUGCUGGCCGAGCCCGGUCAGAGGGCGAUGUACUCACACAUGCUCAACGUCCAGGGGAGGACUCUGUAUGACAUCAUACUGUACAGUCUCAAACAUGCAACAGGGAGCAGUAUUCUCCUUGAAUGUGACAGUGCGGUGAAGGACUCAAUCAUGAAACACUUGAAAGUCUAUAAGAUACGCCGAAAGGUGACGAUCAGCCCCUGUGUAGACCUCUCUCUAUGGGCAGUCCUGCCGCGACUAAAGAACUCAGAAGUACCGGAUAUCUUGUCUCCGGAGAAAGCCCCUAUAUGCGUGACGGACCCCAGAACUGAACUAAUGGGGUGGAGGUUGGUGUUGGACAAUGAAGUUGACCCCCAGACAAUCAUUGCAUCUUGUCAGCAAGGAGAUAUAGAGGAGUAUCAUAGACAUCGCUACUCGAUAGGACUCCCGGAGGGAGUGAAAGAUCUCCCUCCCGAAGUAGCCCUCCCCCUGGAGUCCAAUCUGGUGUACAUGGAGGGGAUAAGCUUUAGUAAAGGCUGCUACAUCGGACAGGAGCUGACGGCCCGAACCCAUCACACUGGCGUGGUUCGCAAGCGACUGAUGCCCGUUCGCCUGUCCUCUGCCCUGGCUCAGGGGGUCGCCGAAGGGGCUUCGUUGCAAACUCAAGCAGGAAAGGCUGCGGGGAAACACAGGGCCGGGCUGGGAGAGCUGGGGCUGAGUCUGAUUCGUCUUGCUCAUGCCAAAGAAGUGCUUUCGCUGAAGUCAUCCGACGGUUCCUCUGUGAAUCUAGAGGCUUCAGUGCCAGAAUGGUGGCCUCAAGACUUGAAAUUAAAGUAAAGAUAUGUUUUUUCUUUUUUUCUGCAUUUGACGUAAGGCCAAUGUAUCUUCCUAACUCAACUCUUAUAUUUGCAGCGAUCCACCAAUUGAAAUGGGGUUGAAUAUUAGCUGUUUUUGUAUUAUGUCUGAAAUGUACAUCACCCCUGAGCUCUGUGUAGUUGAUGACACAAAAAAAUCUGUUUAUUAAAUACACCAUCGAAAAUUACUUUUGGAUUUUAUUUCGUACAUAAUUAGGUGCAAGACAUUAACUGACAUUUGUGAUUAAAUAUAUCUAAUAUGCCACACCAAAUGUGUGAUAAUACCUUGAAUAUU